AUGGUUCACUCGUGUUGUGUGAUUGGCUGUACGGCUCGUUGGGGGCCCAACAAAAAGUUUUUCCGCAUUCCCACCGAAAAAGACCCCGAAAAAAGAAGGAAAUGGUUACGUGCUAUCAGGCGACUAAACCCGGACGCUCCGAAGAAAGCAUGGAUUCCUUCAGCUACAGACAGAGUUUGUGAGGCUCAUUUUGUCCAAGGUUUUCCGAGCCACGAUCCGCAGCACCCAGACUUUGUUCCUAGUCUUGAAAUGGGAUAUCCUGGAUCACAGAAAUUGGUAACGAAAGAAAAAGCGGUUCAGCGAUUUGAACGGAGUGCCAAAAGACAACGAGUCUCGGAAACCAUUUCUGCUGCUGUGGCUCUGGGUGAUGAUGAAAAAAUGGACAUUGAUGCUACUGCUAACGUUGACCCCAAUCCCCCUGCUUUGGCUGUGGACAACGAGAGGGCUCCACAAACCAGCGUCAGUUGUGAUCAUGCAGAUAGACUUCAACAGCUGGAAGCAGAGACAAAGAGACUGGCAGAAGAACUUCUGGCCCAGCAACAAGCAGCUGUCUUCUACAAUGAGAAGUGCACAAAACUCCAAGAAGAUCUGAGUAGGGCUGAAUUCACAGCUAACAAUUUGACUGAGAAACAACUCAAAUACUUUACAGGUGUCAGAAAUCGAGAGCUAUUUGAUUGGAUAGUUAAAGUGGUGUCUGCUUGUAAACUGCCCUCCUUUUGCAAGAAAUUAAGCAUCACAGACAAAGUGCUCCUCCUUUUAAUGAAGCUGAGACUGGGACUACAGAACAAGGACCUCGCAUACAGGUUUAAGAUAAAUGAAGACCAAGUAGCAAAGAUAGUUAAUGUUGGAAGCUCUGUAAUGGCUGAGGCCCUCAACGCCCAUCCAACUUACUUGCUCGAAACAUCACAUACUCCAAAUACAAGCAUCACAACACAUUGA
Messenger RNA from Melanotaenia boesemani (Boeseman's rainbowfish), 939 nucleotides. RefSeq lists its product as uncharacterized. Bases 1 to 939 code for a protein of 312 amino acids. NCBI's taxonomy places the organism in Eukaryota, Metazoa, Chordata, Actinopteri, Atheriniformes, Melanotaeniidae. The transcript has 5 exons. The record is from RefSeq and is a predicted model, not a curated record.